Messenger RNA from Entamoeba dispar SAW760, 996 nucleotides. RefSeq lists its product as uncharacterized. Bases 1 to 996 code for a protein of 331 amino acids. Lineage: Eukaryota; Evosea; Mastigamoebida; Endamoebidae. The transcript has a single exon. The record is from RefSeq and is a predicted model, not a curated record.
AUGUCAAAGAACCAAAAACAUCUUCUACUGGAAGAAAGAUUAUUAUCAUUUUCUAAAAUGAUGGAUGAAAAAUUAAAUCUUCCUCCUAAUUCUCGUUUAGAACGUUAUUUUAAAGAUAUUUUUUCUGGAAGAAAAUUAUCAGUUAUUGAUUUAAUUUAUCGCACUAUGUUCCCUUUUAAUCUUGAUGCACAAAAAGUUAUUGAACAAAUAUUUUUACAUGUACAAUACCCUCAAAUUAAAUUAUUAAUUCCUUUUCAUACAAUGAAAAAGAAUAUUCAUAAAAUUAAAGGUAAUGUCUAUGAUUCUCAACUUGCUGAAUUGGGAAAUAAAUGUCAAAUAGAAUUAUUUAGUGUUGAUCAUCCUUUUAUUCCUUUAUGGGUUAAUGAAGAUCAAGAAAUAAAACCAAUCUACGAAGAAUUUCAUAAUUUAGUUAAUUAUAAUUAUCCUUCAAAUAAUACUAAGUUAAUUGCAUCAUCUUCAGCAUUUGGAAAGAAAGAAAAAUUACCUUGUCCAUUCACUUAUCUUCAACUUUCUGAAAUGUGUGGAUGGAAUGACACUGACAAAAAAAUUAUUGAAGAAAAGAAACCAAAACCACCACUCCCUAUCCCUAAACAACAUCAAGUUUUGGCAAAGAAACAAGAUGAUACAACUAUAUUUGUUCUACCAUCAGAAAAAAAAAUUGAAAAAAAUAUCUUAGAAGGUGGAGCUCAAGAAAAACAAUCACAAACAAAUAAAGAGAUCGAGAUAUCAUCAAUCCCAAAAGUUCCAAGAGAAAGUGUCUUUUCAAACCAAUUUCAACAACAACCCUCUGUUAUUGUGCCACAAAACGAGAGGUUAUUAGAAGUUGAAUGGACAGACCAAAAUGAAGUUGAAGAAGACCAAGAAAUAUCACGAUACACACAACAAAUAAUUAAAAAGUUAAAAGCAAGAUAUGUGUUUUCAGAUACUAAUGAAGUAAAAAAUAUUCUUGAUGUAUUAGGUAGCUGGAUAAAUUGA